Messenger RNA from Myodes glareolus (Bank vole), 2204 nucleotides. RefSeq names its product chitobiase (gene Ctbs). NCBI's taxonomy places the organism in Eukaryota, Metazoa, Chordata, Mammalia, Rodentia, Cricetidae. Gene Ontology annotation, biological process: oligosaccharide catabolic process; chitin catabolic process. The record is from RefSeq and is a predicted model, not a curated record. Gene Ontology annotation, molecular function: chitinase activity; chitin binding.
GCUCCGCCCCUCAGGAGGUGCCUUCCGGGCCUCCCGCACCCCAGGCAUGGAGCUGAGCGCUGUCCCGGGACUCACACAUCUGCUGCUGCUGCCGCUGCUGGCGCUCCGGCUCUCGGCUGGGGACUGCCCGUGCUCAGACGCUGCGCUCUGCCGACCGAUUCGCCAUCGCCCCGACUUCGAGGUCUUUGUAUUUGAUGUUGGACAGAAAACUUGGAAAUCUUAUGACUGGUCACAGAUUACAACUGUGGCAGUUUUUGGAAAAUAUGACCCAGAACUUAUGUGUUACGCUCAUUCCAAAGGAGCCAGAGUAGUGCUAAAAGGUGAUGUCUCCCUGAAGAAUAUCAUUGAUCCUACCUUCAGAGCAUCGUGGAUAGCUCAAAAAGUUAAUUUGGCCAAAAUACAAUUUAUGGAUGGAAUUAAUAUAGACAUAGAACAAGAAGUUAAUUGCUUAUCACCUGAAUAUGAAGCAUUGACGGCUUUGGUCCAAGAAACCACAGAAUGUUUCCAUCGUGAGAUCGAGGGAUCACAGGUAACAUUUGAUGUAGCUUGGUCACCAAAGAACAUAGACAAAAGGUGCUAUAAUUACACUGGAAUUGCGGGUGCCUGUGAUUUUCUCUUUGUGAUGUCUUAUGAUGAGCAAAGUCAGAUCUGGUCAGAAUGUAUUGCAGCAGCCAAUGCUCCCUAUAAUCAGACAUUAACUGGAUAUAUUGACUACAUCAAGAUGGGCAUUAGCCCUAAGAAACUCGUGAUGGGUAUUCCCUGGUAUGGUUAUGAUUAUAUCUGCUUGAAUAUGUCAGAGGAUGACGUCUGCACCAUUGCAAAGGUUCCUUUUCAAGGGGCUCCUUGCAGCGAUGCUGCAGGACGUCAGGUGCCCUACAAACUGAUCAUGAAGCAAGUAAAUAGUUCUGUUUCUGGAAGCCAGUGGGAUGAGGACCAGCAAGCUCCCUAUUAUAACUACAAGGAUCCUGCUGGCCGUUUUCAUCAAGUGUGGUAUGAUAACCCCCAGAGCAUUUCACUAAAGGCGGCAUAUGUCAAAAACUAUGGCUUGCGGGGCAUUGGCAUGUGGAAUGCAAACUGUCUGGAUUACUCAGAAGACACUCUAGCCAGAGAGCAAACGAAAGCAAUGUGGGGAGCCUUAAAACCAUGGUUGUGAUGAAGAGAGAGGAGCAUCUUUUGUCAGACUAUUAGAUUUUGCAAGAAUGAGUUGUAUAAGUGGGUCUAAUUUCAUGCAAAGAAAAAAAUUUAUAUUUUUUUCAUGUUGUCAUAACUUACCUAUUGGGAUACUCAAAAAACAGGUAAGAAAUAAAUUUUUCAUUUGAACAUAAAAGAUACAUACAUAUCUUAGAUAUCCCAGGAAUAGAAAAGCAAGAAACAAGUCAACAUACUCUAUUAAAUAUUCCUCUAUGUUUCAAUAUUACAAUUUAGUUAGAAAAAUUGCUUUCAAAAUUUCAUGGUGAAUUUUCUCUCCUGGUAUUAAAAUAUACUGUUAAAAAUUAUUACUGAUUUUAAAAAAUGUGUAACUAGUGGACAAAAGAGAGUGAUGUGGUGGGGAAUGAAUAUGAUCAAAUUAGGUUAUACACAUGUAUAAAAAUAUCAGAAUGAAGCCCAUUAUUUUUUACAAUUAUUACAUGCUAAUAAAAAAUUGACAAGAACUCUGUAACUUGAAAUGGAAAUAGUUGGCUUCAAACAGACUUUAAGGUCUAGUCUUUGAAAAGCAGUUUAUGUUGAAUUUAUUUUCAACAAAUCUUAAAUUUAGAACCAGGAAUAUGGUAUCUCUUCAGAUUCAUGAAAAUAAUUAGACAUGAUUUUUCUGCUUCCUAACCUCAUAGUACAUACGAAUGCUUCAUGACAUACCCACAUUAGCAUCACUUAAUCCAUUAGAGAGUGCAUGAGAUAAAAGUAUGCAUACAAAUUAAACGUGAGAAGAUAAUUUGGUAAUAUUUGAACCAGUAAAUUAGAAGUACCUGCUGUGAGAUUUAUGUGUAAAAUUCUUGUAGUAAGAAGAAGCUGAUGUUGAACUUGAUUCUAUUCACUGUUUAUACUUGUAGUCAUUCAUGGUCCUUCACUUAUUAAUGCUCAGUUCUUGCCUAGUUUUCUUGUUUUUCUUCGACAUUUGCAGUUUGCUUUUAAGCUACAUAAGAACAUUAUUCUUACUGUCUUUUUCUAAAAGAUCACUUUUGUGAAAAUAAAUUUCUAAAUGUAAA